Sinocyclocheilus grahami is the source of this 3738-nucleotide messenger RNA. Its product is annotated as NACHT, LRR and PYD domains-containing protein 5-like. The transcript has 10 exons. NCBI's taxonomy places the organism in Eukaryota, Metazoa, Chordata, Actinopteri, Cypriniformes, Cyprinidae. The record is from RefSeq and is a predicted model, not a curated record. Gene Ontology annotation, molecular function: protein binding. Bases 145 to 3138 code for a protein of 997 amino acids.
AAUGCUGCUAUUCAGAGACAGAAUGGAUUUAUGAACUGAAUGAAGUGUGUUUUGAUGUGCUUCACUGUUGAAACAGAGGAAUAAUUUCUGAAUGUUCUGAACUGGGAGUUGAGUUGAACAGCUUUAGACUGCACUGCCUGUGAAAUGAGUCUCUAUGUGAAGAAAGAGGAGGAGGCUACAUCUCCAGAACCCAGCAGUGUGUCUAUGAAGAGUAACGCAUCUAUGGGAAUACCUCCUCUUCUCAAUGAUGGCACAGUGACCUCUGCCCCUGACUCUGCCUCUGAAAUGAGUCGCAAUGUGAAGAGAGAAAAGAAGGAUGAUGUUGACAUGCAUAAAGCAGAAUCUCCAGAUCCCAGCUGUGUGUCUAUGAAGAGUGGAGGAUCCAUGGGAAUCCCUCCUCUUCUCAGUGAUGGAGCAGUGACCUCUGACACUGAAUUGACAAGAGGAAAUGUGAGCCGAUCAGUGAUGCCCUUUCUGACUCGCUUUGUCUCCUACUGUCAGAAUGUCUUCAGGAAGAACAACAGCAAAACAGCCCUGCAGAGUGUCAAAGACCAGCACCAAACCAGCAUGAAGAACAGGUAUGAGAGCUUAUCUGAGGGAAUCAAACUAGAAGGGAAUCAAACCCUCCUGAACAGGAUCUACACACAGCUCUACAUCAUAGAGGGAGAGAGUGAAACAGUAAAUGAAGAACAUGAAGUUUUACAGAUGGAGAAAACACCCAGAACACAACACACUCCAAUCUACUGCAAUGACAUCUUUAAACCCUUACAUGAACCAGGAUGUGAGGAGAAACACAAAAUCAAAACUGUUCUUACUAAAGGCAUCGCUGGUAUUGGAAAAACCGUCUCUGUGCAGAAGUUCAUUCUGGACUGGACCGAGGGAAAAGCCAAUCAGGAUGUAGAUUUCAUGUUUGUGCUUCCAUUUCGAGAGCUGAAUUUGAUCCGAGAUCAUCAGUACAGUCUUCACAGACUUCUGCUGGACUUUCAUCCUGAACUUCAAGAUCUGGACUCUAAGAUUUAUGAGGAGUGUAAGGUUGUGUUCAUCUUUGAUGGUCUGGAUGAAAGCAGAAUUACACUGAUGUUUUCAGAUGAUAAUAAAGUUUGUGAUGGGAAUGAGUCUUCAACAGUGGGUGUGUUGAUGUCAAACCUCAUCAGAGGAGAGCUGCUUCCCUCUGCUCUCAUCUGGAUCACCUCCAGACCAGCAGCAGCCAAUCAGAUCCCCUCCAAAUACAUCAACCGUCUGACAGAAAUUCAGGGAUUCACUGAGCCUCAGAAGGAGGAAUAUUUCAGGAAGAGAAUCAGUGACCAGCAUCAAGCCAGCAGAAUCAUCUCACACAUCAGAAGAGCAAGAAGCCUCCACAUCAUGUGCCACAUCCCUGUCUUCUGCUGGAUCUCAUCCACUGUGCUUCAGAAGCUCCUGGAAGAAGAUCUGAGUGCAGAAAUCCCUCAAACUCUGACUGAAAUGCUGAUGAAGGGCAAUGUGAUGUUCUAUGAAAAGGACCUGAUUGAGAGCAGGAUAGACAUCACUGAUGCCUCAGUGUAUUCUGGGAUUUGCACUGAGAUCUUUAAGGAGGAAUCUGUGAUUCAUCAGAAGAAAGUCUACUGCUUCAUACAUCUGAGCUUUCAGGAGUUUCUAGCAGCUUUCUUUUUGUUUCACUCCCAUGUAGUCAAGAAUGAGGAAUCAGUGAAGUCAUUUCUUAAUGACGAAUAUCAGUGGUACAGUCAGGAAAACUCGUAUGAGCUACUAAAAUCAGCAAUUAAUAAAUCCUUAAAGAGUAAAAAUGGACACCUAGAUAUUUUCUUGCGGUUCCUUCUGGGCGUCUCACUGGAGUCCAAUCAGAGACUCUUACAGGAUCUACUGACACACACAGUGAACAGCUCAGAGACAAUCAACAGAAUCACACAGUACAUUAAAGACAGAAUCAAGGGUGAUUAUGAAUGUCUCUCAGCUGACAGAUGCAUCAAUCUGUUCCUCUGUCUGCUGGAAAUAAAAUAUCAGACUCUGUACAGAAAGAUUCAGGAGUUUGUGAAAUCAGAGAAUCACUCAGUGGAGAAACUCUCUCCGUCUCAAUGCUCAACAAUCGCCUACAUGCUUCAGAUAUCAGAGGAGGUGCUGGAUGAGUUUGAUCUGAAGAGAUACAACACAUCAGAUGAGGGUAGAAGGAGACUGAUACCAGCUGUGGUGAACUGCAGCAAGGCACUGCUUGCUGACUGUAAUCUCACUGAUCAGUGCUGUGAAAGUUUGUCUUCCUCUCUACAAUCAUCAAACUCACUGAGAGAGCUGGACCUGAGUAACAAUGACCUGCAGGAUUCAGGAGUGAAGCUGCUCUCUGAUGGACUGAAGAGUUCACACUGUCAACUCAACAUAUUGAGGUUAUCUGGCUGUAUGGUGACAGAGGAAGGCUGCUGUUUUCUGGCUUCAGCUCUGAGUUCAAACCCCUCACACCUGAGAGAGCUGGAUCUGAGUUACAAUCAUCCAGGACAAUCAUUAGUCAAGCUGCUCUCUGAUCCAAACUACAGACUGGACAAACUCAAUGUGGAUCAUGGAGGAGAGAUCAGGAUUACAACAGGGCCACAAAAAUAUGCAUGUGAUCUCACACUGGAUUUAAACACAGCAAACACUUAUCUGUCUCUGUCUGAGAGGAACAGAAAAGUGACACAUAUGAGAGAGAAGCAGCCGUAUACUGAUCAUCCAGACAGAUUUGAUGAGUGUUAUCAAGUUCUAUGUGGAAAGACUCUGUCUGGACGCUGUUACUGGGAGGCUGAAUGGAGUGGGAACGUUUAUAUAUCAGUGACAUGUAAAGGAAUCAGCAGGAAAGGAGAGAGUGAUGACUGUUUGCUUGGAUACAAUGAAAAGUCCUGGAGUUUGAACAGUUUUAAUAACAGUUUCUUUGUGAGACACAGUAAUAAGAUCACAGAAAUAUCUGUCCCUUCACAUCGCCCUAAGAAAGUAGGAGUGUAUCUGAACUGGUCGGCCGGCACGCUGUCCUUUUACAGCAUCUCUGACACACACACACUCACACACUUACACACAUUCGACAGCACAUUCACUGAACCCCUCUGUGCUGGUUUUGGGGUUUAUUCUGGUAGUUCAGUGUCUCUGUGUGAGAUUAAACAGCCUUUCAUGAGAAGCAAGUGAGACACACAGUUAAGUGAAAGAAUCUCAUUCACAUUAUCUCUCUUGAACUCAACAACUGUAAACUCUUUCUCUCUUCUAAUCUUAAUUUCAGUGUGUGUGUGUAUAUAAAAACACGUUGACUUCAGUCUGAAUGAGACACCACAGACUUGUUUUGUGUUUUUAUAAGGUUUGUCUUUCUGAAUCUCUGAGCGCUACCUGGAGGAAGAUUUAGUUUCUCACUCACAGGAAACAGUUCUUAGCAACCGCUUGCUCUGUUACUUUGGUAACUGAGUGUCGGUCAGAGCUCAUCUUCUAAACACACUUCAUCAUAAAUGUUAAAGGCUGUGGAGCUCAUUUUAUGCUCCAUGUUGAAGGUUGACAUCUCUUCCUGAUCACUCAUUCUAAACUGUCUGUCUUAAAAUCACAGUCAGACUGAUUGUUCAGUAGAGCUGAAGAUGUGGAUCAAACUCAUGUCAGAUUUAGUCUUUGUAGAGACUCGAUGAUCAGGAGAGUUGAGAAUCUCUCCUAGUUGUAAAACCUGAAUACAUUCAAUGAUCAGCUUGUGUCUUGAGCUCAACAUUAUUAUGGGCUGAUAAUUUAUCCUCAAAUUAUGUAUUUUAG